Molecule: messenger RNA, 496 nt
Organism: Melanaphis sacchari
Lineage: Eukaryota; Metazoa; Arthropoda; Insecta; Hemiptera; Aphididae
Exons: 2
Coding region: 116-391 (91 amino acids)
Source: RefSeq, a predicted model, not a curated record
ACACCACCAAAAAAUUGCAAUCAGCCACCAAAGACGAAAACUAAAUAUCGGAAAUUAGAAGAAAAGUUAUAAUUUUCAAAAGAAAGGAAAAUCAAAAGGUUGUGAUAAAAUAGAGAUGGCAUAUCAGAAUCAGGAGUCUCCUAAUAUUUUAUUAACAAAAUCUACCAAAAAAGGGAAUUUUGGUUCUAAAUGCGAGUCUCGUGAUAUUUCACCAAUAAAAGUUGUUAAAGAAGUGUUUAAACAUGACAAAAGUAUUGCAACCAAACGAAAAAGAGAAUUUGAUGAACUUGAUGGAGCUGUUACAAAACUAAAAUGUAAAAAAUCAUCUUUUAUGUCCCUGUUAAAACUUGUUCGUAUUCAAUUUUCAUUGGGGGGUAACAGAAUAAAAUAAUUAACAAUUAAUAGAUGGAUCAUUUUAAAUAAUUUAUAAUUAUGUAUUCUAAGAAACACCAAAUGAAAAUGCUUAUAUAACAUUGCUAUAAAAUAUUAAUAUUGU